CAGAUUCGCCGCAGAGGAUAUACGUCAGGAGCCAAGACUUCCCCGCAGAGGUUGGUCAUGGUUGCCAUUCUCUGCAGCAGAUCAAGGAAUACGACCGUCAUAAUUUUGGUUAUACCUUCCGCUACAUGAUAGCAUCAAAGCCGCCAAUCAUUUUGACAUACAACGGGACUCUCAAUACAUCCAAAACUGGUUCGCACUUGAGGGCAAAUGCGCUGACUUACAAGUUCUGCGAAGGGUGCGCCGUCACUCUCCACAAGGUGAUGUAUCUGGAUACAAAGGGUGGCUGUAUAAUCUUAGUACAGGACAUCGGAGAUGGCAAAAAGGGAUGCCAGCUCCUGCGUACAGAACUGACUAUUGAAACGGAAGUGCCAAAGGAAUGCUAUAAAGUGUAUAAGGAGAACUGCAAAGGCGAUGUGCUAAAAAUGUAUGAGAAGAAGUGCAAACAUUAUAACCAGGUUCUAAUACCGCGUACUUUGUAAACACACUUUAUAUGUAUAGCUUACCACACUGCACGCUUUGACAUGUACUAAA
This is a messenger RNA of Dermacentor andersoni, 531 nucleotides long. Lineage: Eukaryota; Metazoa; Arthropoda; Arachnida; Ixodida; Ixodidae. The record is from RefSeq and is a predicted model, not a curated record.